This is a messenger RNA of Dendrobium catenatum, 2105 nucleotides long. RefSeq names its product putative clathrin assembly protein At5g35200. Gene Ontology annotation, biological process: vesicle budding from membrane; clathrin coat assembly; clathrin-dependent endocytosis. The transcript is spliced from 16 exons. The record is from RefSeq and is a predicted model, not a curated record. NCBI's taxonomy places the organism in Eukaryota, Viridiplantae, Streptophyta, Magnoliopsida, Asparagales, Orchidaceae. Gene Ontology annotation, molecular function: phosphatidylinositol-4,5-bisphosphate binding; 1-phosphatidylinositol binding; clathrin heavy chain binding. Bases 173 to 1837 code for a protein of 554 amino acids. Gene Ontology annotation, cellular component: clathrin-coated vesicle; clathrin-coated pit.
CUUACCCUGGGAACUUAGAAAAGACUGAGGACCGCCUUCACCAACCUCCAUCAGCUUCGAAGUCUGAAAUCCUCUCUCUCUCUCUCUCGCUCUCGCGCGCGCGCGUCAGAGCUUUUCUAUUUGCUCUCCUGCGAGCAAUCCUCGUCGCUUCGAUUUUGUAAAGUUUGGGAAAAUGUCUAGUGGGGGUACUCAGCAGAGCUUGAGGAAGUACUUGGGGGCUAUUAAGGACAGCACUACGGUUGGGCUGGCAAAAGUGAACAGUGAUUAUAAGGAGUUGGAUAUUGCAAUAGUGAGGGCCACAAACCAUGUUGAGCGUCCUUCAAAGGAGAAACACAUAAAAGCAAUAUUUUUUGCAAUUUCGGCGUCAAGACCUCGGGCAGAUGUGGCGUAUUGUAUUCAUGCUCUUGCCAGGCGCCUUUCAAAGACACACAAUUGGGCUGUUGCAUUGAAGACUUUAAUAGUUAUACAUCGAGCUCUGAAAGAGGUUGACCCAUCAUUCCGUGAGGAACUUAUUAGUUAUGGAAGAACCAGAAGCCAUAUGCUAAAUUUGUCACAUUUCAAGGAUGAUUCCAGUGCAUAUGCAUGGGACUUUUCAGCAUGGGUCCGCACGUAUGCUUUGUAUUUGGAAGAAAGGCUUGAAUGUUUUUGUGUUAUGAAAUAUGAUGUACAGAUAGAUCCUGUGAAAACUCGAGAUCUAAAUACUGUUGAAUUGCUUGUGCAAUUACCAGCACUACAGCAACUUUUGAUCCGUCUUCUUAAUUGCCAGCCACAAGGGGCGGCUUUAUAUAAUCUUGUUAUUCGGUUGGCAAUUUCCAUUGUUGUUGAUGAGAGUACAAAGAUUUAUAAUGCCAUUAGUGAGGGUACAAUCAACUUGGUUGACAAGUUCUUUGAGAUGCAGCGCAAUGAUGCUAUUAAGGCACUUGAGAUAUAUAGAAGAUCAUAUCAACAGUCAGAGAUGUUAUCAGAAUUUUAUGAAGUCUGUAAAAGUUUUGGUAUCCGCCAUGGAGAAGAGUUCAUUAAAAUAGAACAGCCUCCAGCAUCAUUUCUCUCAGCCAUGGAGGAGUAUGUUAGAGAAGCUCCGCGAACUUCAACUCUCCGGAAGGAUCAGGUAAAGGAAGAGAAGACAGAACCAAAGGCUGUUUUGGCCAUUGAAGAAAAUAAAACUCAAGAAGAGCAGCAGGCAGUUUCACCUCCUCCUCCACCUCCUGAACCAGCAAAAGUAGAAGAAGCCACAAUAAUGCCGAAAGAAACUGAUCUGCUGGGAAUGCAUAAUGAAAGCCCAGAUGCAGCUGAGUUAGACAACAAAAAUGCUCUAGCCCUUGCAAUUGUUCCAGUUGAUAAUCCAUCAACAACUACUACAGCAGGUGGUCUUGCAUCAGAUGGAAUUGCAGGGUGGGAGCUGGCUCUGGUUACUGUUCCAAGCUCAAAUGAGGCUGCUGCAGCUUCAACAAAACUGGCUGGCGGAAUGGAUAUGCUAACAUUAGACAGCUUAUACGACGAUGCGCUUAGACGAGCGAACCAACCAACGAGCUACAACCCGUGGGAGUCAGCUUCAUCCGCGCCCAACAUCAUGAUGCAACAACCAAUGUAUACUCAUGAUCCAUUCUUUGCAUCAAAUUCGAUUUCGGCACCAUACAAUGUCCAGAUGGCAGCAAUGGCUCAGCAACAGCAGGCAUUCAUGCAACAACAACAAAUGAUGAUGAUGAUGAGUCAACAGCAGCAGCUCCAUCAACCUGGCUUGAACCCUUUUGGAAGCACAUAUGCUCAUGUUAAUACACAUCCUUAUGGAUUGGCUGUCCCAGUUCAUUCUUCAAAUUCGUAUGCCGGAUUUACGUAAAAUGUUGACAUAAAAACUAUUGAUUUUGAUGUCAAAUGAAGCAAAAUUUAGUGACGAAGGGGAAUGUUUAUGUAUCAUGCAUCAUGCAUCAUCCAUGUCUUAUAUUUUGUAGAAAUAGCAUUGGUUUGUUUAUUUGGGGUGAGUUGGUGAGAGAUUGUUAUGUAAGAAUGUAUUGGCCUUGAGAUUGUUUAGAAUUCCUGUAUAUUUUGUUCUUGGUGUUAAGCAUUGGUUACUGUUUAAUUAUGAAGGAAUUAGCGGACCAUUCAAA